AACAAGUAUGAGCCACUGACACGGUGUCCCUCAAAAGCAAGAGAUAAACAACAGAGGAUUCCAAGGUUGUUGUCACCGCACAGUGGAGAUAGUUUCAUUCACCAUGGCACUUGUUCAACCCUCGGCUUCUCUUUCUCUCUCUUUUCGUGAUGUUUGUGUUUUCGCUCCACCAAAAUACCCUGCCACUGCUCGCUUUCCUCAACCGAAUUUGGCUUCCACUCGAGCAUCCUUUGCCUCUGGUUCUCCACUUUUGAUAGGAAGAAAUCAUGCAAGGAAAACCGCAUGCAGAGCAAUGCCUGUUUCAAUAAGAUGUGAACAAAGUACCAAGGAAGGGAACAGUUUGGAUGUAUGGCUAGGCCGGCUAGCCAUGAUUGGCUUUGCCGUAGCCAUCACUGCUGAAAUUUCUACUGGAAAGGGGCUCCUAGAGAACUUUGGAGUCACAACUCCACUGCCUACAGUUGCCCUCGCAGUAACGGCCUUGGUGGGUGUCUUGACUGCAGUUUUUAUCUUCCAGUCGGCAUCUAAGAACUGACCAGUAUUUAUUGUAAAUUCUGUAAUUCCGAGGUUUCAUGUCUCAAGAUAAAAUCUCAUCAUUUUUGGUUGUAAUAUUUGUUUUGGUGAAAAGAAUUGGCAUCAAGGAAGAAUUAUGUAAUGCCUCACCUUUCCCUGUUGCCUUUAUCCAAGCCAAUCUUUGUUCU
Molecule: messenger RNA, 698 nt
Organism: Gastrolobium bilobum
Lineage: Eukaryota; Viridiplantae; Streptophyta; Magnoliopsida; Fabales; Fabaceae
Product: stress enhanced protein 1, chloroplastic
Exons: 4
Coding region: 104-532 (142 amino acids)
Biological process (GO): cellular response to high light intensity
Source: RefSeq, a predicted model, not a curated record